UCCAGAUGUUUGCUGGAGCUCGGAGCUGUUGACGAACACACGAUCAAUGUCUCAAAGGUUGAGUUGAUGUUUCAGCGUUCUGCAGGACACUGACCUGAGUUCAGCUCACACUGCUCACAUUUAUCUGACUGAACACACACGUCUGUGUCUACCUGCUCAGAAUGAGGGCUGCUCAUUGGCUGUUGGUUGUGACGUUCCUGCCGCUCGUCUCCCCCACCGUUCAUCACGAUAUCUGCAAUGCCAAACCCAAAGACCUCGCCCUGGAGCCGCGCUGCAUCUACCGCAGCCCCGACCCCGAUGGCCCCGAGGACCCAACCCUGACGUCCGAGCAAGUCCCUGAGUCCACCAAUCCCCGAGUGUGGGAGCUGUCCAAGGCCAACAGCCGCUUCGCCCUGUCACUGUACAAACAGCUGGCCCUCAGCAAGACCCCCAACUCCAACAUCUUCAUGUCCCCCAUCAGCAUCUCCACUGCCUUCGCCAUGACUAAACUGGGAGCCUGCAACGAGACACUGCGGCAGAUUAUGGAGGUGUUUGAGUUCGACACCAUCAAAGAGAAGACGUCGGAUCAAGUCCACUUCUUUUUCGCCAAACUCAACUGUCGUCUGUACAGGAAGAAGGACGAGACCACGGAGCUGAUCUCCGCCAACCGACUGUUCGGAGACAAGUCUCUGAUUUUUAACGAGACGUACCAGAACAUCAGCGAGACAGUGUACGGCGCCAAACUGCUGCCUCUCAACUUCAAGGAGAACCCGGAAAAGGCCCGCAUCACCAUCAACAACUGGAUCUCAAACAAGACGGAGAACCUGAUCCAGGACACGCUGCCUGCAGGGGCGCUGGACUCCAACACUGUCCUGGUCCUCGUCAACACCAUCUACUUCAAGGGUCAGUGGAAGAGCAAAUUCGACAAAGACAACGUGUACGUGUCAGACUUCCAGGUCAGCGACAGUCGGACCUGCUCGGUCACCAUGAUGUACCAGGAGACCAAGUUCAGAUACAGGCACUUCCCCAACGACCAGGUGCAGCUGCUGGAGAUGCCAUACCGUGGAGAUGACAUCACCAUGGUGAUAAUACUGCCGAGUAAAGAAACCACUCUCAGAAAGGUGGAGGAGAGUCUGACGUUGGACAAACUGACCGGCUGGUUUGAUGAGAUGACAGAGACCACUGUGGCCGUCAACAUCCCUCGCUUCAGGGUGGAGGACAGUUUCAGUGUGAAGGAGAAGCUUCAGGCCAUGGGACUGACCGACCUGUUCACCUCGGAGAAGGCCAGUCUGCCAGGCAUGUUGGAGGACGGCAGUGAUGGUCUCCACAUCUCAGAUGCCUUCCAUAAAGCCUUUCUGGAGGUCAACGAGGAGGGCAGUGAGGCGGCAGCAGCCACCGCCGUGGUGGCCAUCGGACGCUCCAUGAACUUAGACCGGGAGAUUUUUCUGGCCGACAGACCGUUUCUGUUGCUCAUCAGAGAGUCAACCAUCAACGCCAUGCUGUUCACCGCCCGAGUGGCUGACCCCUGUAACCAAUAAAAACUGUCCGGAGCCCUGCUUCAACAGCAAAUUCAGAAAAUAGCUAAAAGUUAAAUCCACGUUUUUUUCCUUUUGUAACAGUACAACAAACAGUUGGACAUGAAGACAUGAUUUAAUUUUUCUCUCUGUGACUGUAUCUUCACAGUUCAACACUUAUGUUACUGGGUGUGAAUGAUUUCCACCUGUGACCAUGCAAAUGACUUUAUAUUGAGGUUAUUAAUUAGCUUAAAUACAUUUAAUGACUAUAACAAAAUAAAUUUUUCUGAAAAAAAAGGUAUUUUUUACUCAUGUUAAUCCACAACUUUCAGUUGACUGUUUCAGCCUUUCAUUACUUUUAGCUGUUUCAGAUAUUUAGGCUAUCUGUUACUCUUAGCUAACAAUUUAAACCAUUUAUCCGUACAUUUAGGUAACUUUUUCAACCAUCUUUUAUUGUUAAGUGUUUAUCUAUUACUCUUGGCUAAAUAUUUCAACUUCAGGUAUUUGAACUGUUCAGUUAGCUAUUUCAAGUGUUUGUUACAUUUAGCUAACUAUUUUAGCAUUCAGACAUUACUUUAAGCUAUUUUAACAGCUUAUCAUUGCUUUCAACUGUUUCAACAGUUUAUCUGUUACUUUUACUUAGCAGUUUCAACUGUUUACCUGUUACUUUAAAUUAUUUUAAUUAUUUCAACUGUUUGUUACUUUUCGCUAACUAUUUAAGCAUUUCAGCCAUUACUUUUAGCUUUUUCAACUGAUUGUCAUUACUUAACUAUUUUUUUAUUUAUCUGUUACAUUUACACAUUUCAAAUAUUUAUUGCUAACUUUUUAGCUAAGUAACUAUUUUACAUUACUUGUAGCUAACUAUUUCAAGUCAUUACUUUUAACUAUUUCUACAGUUUUUCCAUAACUUUUAGCAACAGUUUCAACCGUUUAUCUGUUAUAUUUAGGCAUUUCAAAUGUUUAUUGCUUAACUUUUUAGCUCAGUAACUGUUUUACAUUACUUUUAGUGAACUAUUCCAGUGGUUUAUUCUUUACUUUUAACUAUUUCAACCACUUAUCUGUUACUUUUGGCUAACUAUUUUAACCAUCUUUUAUUGUUGGCUAACUAUUUCAACCCAUUCCUUUUAGCUCAACUGUUUUUCCAUUACAUUUAGCUAACAGUCUCAACUGUUUAUAUGUUACUUUUAGUUAGCUUUUUCAACAGUUUUUACUUUUAGCUAAAUAUUUCAAGUGUUAGUGUUACUAUUAGCUAUUUCAGUGGUUUUUCAUUUACUUGUAGCUAACAGUUUCAACCAUUUAUCCGUUAUAUUUAGCAUUCUAUUUCAACUGUUUGUGUUUCUUUAAGCUAUUUCAACAGUUUUUCAUUUCUUGUAGCUAACAGUUUUAACUGUUUAUUACUUUUAGUAAACUAUUUUAGCAGUUCAGCCUAACUCUUUUGACUGCUUAUCAUUACAUCUAGGUCACUAUUUUAAUUGAUUAUCUGUUACUUUUAGCUAACCAUUUCCACUGUUUAUCCAUUAUAUUUCAGGCAUUUCAAAUGUUUAUCCGUUCCCAUUAGCUCACUGUUUCAACCACUUAUCCACUGCUAUUAAAUAUAUCUAACCAUUUAUCUGUAACAUUAAACUAUUUCAACCAUUUACCCGUGACCGUCACCAUGUGAGCGGAGUUUGUGCUGCAUUGUGGGCAAUGGUGUGAGUAAAGAAAGAGGCGAGUCGGUGCCGGUCGACACUUAAAGUGCUUUAUUUCCUCUGGAGGAGAUGCGACCUGUGAGUGAUCUAGUGGUCAUGGUGAAAGAAGCUUCUUCACAUUUUUCUAAACUAAUAAUCAACCUUUGGCCUCACCCCCCCCCCCCACCACC
This is a messenger RNA of Epinephelus moara (kelp grouper), 3351 nucleotides long. RefSeq names its product serpin peptidase inhibitor, clade C (antithrombin), member 1 (gene serpinc1). Gene Ontology annotation, molecular function: serine-type endopeptidase inhibitor activity. The coding region runs from base 162 to 1517 and encodes 451 amino acids. The record is from RefSeq and is a predicted model, not a curated record. The transcript is spliced from 8 exons. NCBI's taxonomy places the organism in Eukaryota, Metazoa, Chordata, Actinopteri, Perciformes, Serranidae.